UCAGGUUUUAGAACAAUAAUUAACCCUACACUGCAUUUUAUAGCAAACAUUCCGAAAUAAGGAAAGGAUAUUUAUCUAUAUUGUAUUUAUUAAAGCAGGAAAUGGUUAGAUUAAUUGAUAAAGUUAAGCGUAAGUGAUUCUCUAAUAAACUAAAAUGCCACCUAAACAACUGACGAAAGCUUCAACUGGUUCAAGACCGAAAAGUACAGCGACAACUGAGAAGAGGAAAGAUGAAGUCAAAUCACCAAGAGAAGCUGAAUCUCGUGAAGUGGUUUUAGAAAGGGAGAUAAUGAUGCUACGGAAGAACCUUAACAUGACUGAAAUUAUGAAAGAAUUUCGAAAGACUGUACCUGAAAGCCACAUGCAGACUAUGUUCUUUGAAUCACUUCACGAGUUAGAGAAUAAGCUCCAGAAAUAUGAGUCGGGUACGGGACUUCCAGCAAGAGGUAGUUUAUCUGAUCUCCAAAUGGACCUCGACAGGGAAAGAGCAAAUAUAAAGUCGCUGAAACAAGAAAUCAGUGCCAAGAACAAGAUGUUAGACGACAACAGAAAGCUGAUCAUCGAGAAAGAUAAAGCGCUCAGAAAGUUUGAAACGGAAUUUGAAUUACAAAAAGCACAUGCCAGACAUUCUGCUGAAGCUGUUGUCAAAUUGCAAAAGCUACAGACGGAGCACGAGGCCUUCCAAAAGAAUAUGUAA
This is a messenger RNA of Mercenaria mercenaria, 697 nucleotides long. RefSeq lists its product as uncharacterized. The transcript has 7 exons. NCBI's taxonomy places the organism in Eukaryota, Metazoa, Mollusca, Bivalvia, Venerida, Veneridae. Bases 155 to 697 code for a protein of 180 amino acids. The record is from RefSeq and is a predicted model, not a curated record.